AAAUGCGGAAGUCCGUGUUUCCGACGGUCGCGAAAACCGUGGAUGUUUCAAACUCUUUUUCAAAGCAAAAUAUCGACAGAACUGGCUAUUAAUCGAGUCGGUUUAACGCUCGAUCGCUCACUAAAUGUUUUGGAUGCUGUUCUGUGAUCAGUUUGUAAGCACUUUAUAAAGAACAUCAUGAGUAAUUUUGCUGAUGAUAGCGAUUCUGACGUGGAUCGGAAUAGGAUGGACCGGCCACCCAGCAGUUAUGGCUCCAUGCACAGCGAUGAUCAAGAUGAGGACUACUUUGACGAUGUCGAACCACCACCCACAAGGGUCAGGCUUCAGCGGCCCGAUUCACCGGAGACUGCCAUUACUGAACGCACACAAACACACCAGUCCAGCAUACACCACAGUGGUGGAGUUUACCUCACACAACAACCCAUUACGCAAGAAGAAUUCCGCUCUCCUGCCCCUCCUACCAGAGAACCCACGAUCCUGGAUCAAUCUGAGCUGCAGAGCGAAAUCCGGACAGAAGCAGAGAUGGACGAAGAACCGAAUGACAGAGAGAUGGAUUUUCAGGAUCAGCAGAACGAAGGCUCUGUGAUGGAGGUGCAGGAGGAGCAGGCUGAGGCUACAACAGUUGAAGAUUUUGAUGAAAUUGUUGUGUACGUUGAAGAAAAAAAGGAUCCUCCUCCUCGUCCACCAGAGGGCGAGGGUCUGCACUUUCAGCAUACACACACCGCCUUCACUUUGCGCCAUGUGCUGAUGGCCAUGGUGAGUAGUCUCUCUCAGCUUCACCCUUCAGAUAUGGGCUAUUAUAAGCGCAGUCUGAGCACUCACUGCAGAUUCAAGAAGAACUAUGCCACAAUCAAGGAUCUGCAGGACCCGCUGGAUGUGGCCGAUAAGAUGAUUGAGAUCUGCGGACAGGGGGAAGCUUUGUAUCUCACCGUACGAAACCUCCAGAGCAUUGGUAGAGACGAUCUGGCUGUAAUCCUGAGGAAGACCUGUAGAAGAGUCUUACUACAACAUGACCUGAAAAUUGCCCACGACAGACGCUAUUACUCUCUUUAUGAAGGCCGCUGUCGUCCGGGUCAGCAGCGCUACAUUAGCGAUGUCUACGUUGAACCGGUAACUGUAAUCCAAGGCCAAAGAGAUGUCGUAAAUCUUGAGAACGAGGUCCGAAAGAUACCGUACACAAUCGAGGAGACCGCAAUCAGACCUGCUGACAUCUUCUGCCCCCUCCCUCAAGACCAAAAACCAAUCCGUACCAUCAUGAUGACAGGAGUCCCCGCCUGUGGUCUAACAGUGGCAAUCAGUAAGUUCAUUAUCGAUUGGAUGGAGGGAAAAACCAAUCAAGACUUUCAAUUCAUCUUCCCGCUGCCAGCAAAAGAUCUGAACUUCGGAAAGGAUAAAGAUCGUAGCUUCCUAGAGGUUAUCUCCUACUUUUUUGCAGAAGCUGAAAACAUUAAAUUCCUUGAGAAGGAAGACUGUUUGUGUCUCUUCAUUAUCGACUCUUUAGAGAUGUGCCAGCAUCCGCUGGACUUCAAAAAUAACAAAACUAUAACAAGCGCUAGAGAGCCAGCAACGUUUGAUGUUCUUCUUACCAGUUUAAUCAAAGGCACGUUGCUUCCUCAUUGCAAAGUUUGGAUUACUAGCCACGUCACUGAUGCCUAUCGAAUCCCUCCAAAUUUAGUCGACAGGUAUGUUGAGUUACGAGGAUGGACCGAUGAUAAAAAGGAAGAGUUCUUCACUAAGAGGACCCCCGAGCCGGAACUCGGGCGGAAAGUUUACAACCACAUGAAACGCUCCAAAGCCCUGGAGAUCAUCUGCCAUCUUCCUCUGUUCAGCUGGAUGGUGGCGUAUAUCUACGAGCGAGCAUUUCGAGAUCCUGAAUUUGGCAAACAUCCGCCUGGGAUUACGGCAUUUUAUUCACAGUACGUCGUGGUUCAGAUGAACCGCUCGUUCGAGAAGUAUCGCGGAUGCAACGUGGAUGCGCAAAAGUGGACUGACUUUGACAAGAACUUCACGGAGCUGAUGGGAAAGAUGGCGUAUCGGAUGCUUCAAGAAGCACGGGAUUGUUUUACAGUGGAUGAUUUGCAAGCUGUUGGUCUGAAAUACGAGGAUUUGAAAUGUCGAGAUGAAUUGACCACUGAAGUCAAGCGAGGAAGUGCCGACAUUAGGACGUGGGUUCUCAAGUUUGUCCACAUCACCGUCCAGGAGUAUAUCGCUGCUAUGUAUGUAUACGUGGCGUACAGGAAAAAUGGAAAGAAUGUGAUUGAACCGAACAAGAUGACGUCUUGGUUGGCGGGUUCAAAUAAGGAUCGCUCUGUCAUCGACUUGUACCGUCCUGCGAUCGACCGUGCGCUGGCUUCCCCGAAUGGACAGUGGGAUAUGUUUCUGCGCUUCCUGAUUGGAUUGGUGACUCCGGGAACUGAGGAGAACCUGCAUGGAUACCAGCUCAAUCACUACCAUCCCAAAGCCAAAGGCACGGAGGAUGUUCUCAAAUACAUCAAGAAGAAGAUGAAAGACAGCCUGAACCCGGACCGCUACAGAAACCUGGAGCUGUGUCUGGUGGAGCUGGAGGAAGGCAAAGAGGAGGUCCGGAGAUGAGGAGAAGCAGAGCAGCGACUGUAAAACACUAAACUAAAGUCAGUCAUGCAGAAUGGAAAAGUUGAAGGAGUACUUCAACAAAAGAUGAUUAUUCUGUUGUUCUUUACAGUACAUGGUUGGUCAUUGACACUUUGUUUAAAUGAGACGGCUUUGAAAUAGUUUUGAGGGGUUUAUGGAAGCUUGUUUCUGUUACAGAAUUUACAAAUUCUAAUCUCAAUAAUGUAUCUUACAAUUUAGACUCCAGGUGUACUUACACUAGGCUAUCCGAACCGUUUGACCCCUAUUUCCCGGUUCGCUUGACAAGUGUGAGUGCUCCGAAUCACGCACAGGCCUUGGCCCAGUUGGAAGAGGUCUGCCAGAGGGCAGUUCGGUUGGGCUUUGGCGUGGUACACUUGUAGUGUAAGUGCAAAGCGUGCCUGAGCAUGAAACUGAAGAUGCGACAUCACUUUUAAGGGACUGUUUCAUAUUGAUUUAUUAAUCUUUCUUACUUUAAUAAACUUUGAUAGUUUGCGUUCAUUGAAAAGACUCAAACCCCUUGCUGCACCUUCAGCAAACCUCCUAAUACCUGCAGCACGAGGACUUUCAUGAAUAUUUAUGAGUGUCAAAAGUUGUGGGUCUGUUCAGCAGAAGAUUUCACUCCAUCUCUGCAUCCCAAACGACUAAAUAUAAUACAAACCAAUAAUACUAAAGCAAUCACUAUUGUACGGAGCAAGAGCGCUUCUCAUCUGUUAACCGUUUAAGGUGCACUCCUUGAAAAUGUUUUUGGCCCACAUCUUAUAUUAAAUGAUAAACUGACAAAAACCUGAUAAAUAGUAAUAAGCAUUAAAAAAAAUAAUGAUAACCUAUGGAGUCAACCUGGUGGUUAUGAUGCCUGUUAAAGGGAUAAACUGAACAAUCGCCAGUUAUUAAAAAGAAAAAUGUAAUUUCCUGCAGUAGGAGAAGCCAGUGUGGGCCUUUUUUCUUGUUUAAUAAAUUAAGUUAUAACUGGAUUUUAGAGUUUUUUUAGAUAUAUUUAUAUUUAUUUAUAUAUAUAUAUAUAUAUAUAUAUAUAUAUAUAUAUAUAUAUAUAUAUAUUAAAUGAAGAAGUCUGAAAUAUUAGCCCCCCGUUUUUCCCCAAUUUCUGUUUAACGGAGAGAAGAUUUUCUCAACACAUUUCUAAACAUAAUAGUUUUAAUAACUCAUUUCUAAUAUCUGAUUUAUUUUAUAUUUGCCAUGAUGACAGUAAAUAAUUGACUAGAUAUUAAAGUGACAUUUAAAGGCUUAACUAGGUUAACUAGGCAGGUUAUGAUAAUUAAGUUAUUAUUUAACCUCCUAGGGCUUGAGUGUCCACAUACGUUGACAGCACAUUUUAGCUCUUAAGUGGCUAUUUAAAAUACUUUGUUUUAUAUUUUGUUACAGACAUACAGUGUCAUCCUGCAACCGUUUUGCAGCAUAUGAAAUGUCCCAAACCCGGGUGUCCAAAAUGGGAAAAAAUAUAGUUUUUACUCUCUGAUAGUCAAAGCAAGUUCAGAAAAAAUUCUAUGUUAAAUAUGCAUAAAAAAUUCGGGAAAAAGUGUUUUGUGUAAAUUCAGACCACGAGUCCAAAUUUGUGAGCAUCAUUUUUCUCUAAAAGUACAUCACAUCAAAAGAUAAUACCUAGAUUUUUAUUCUAACUAGGUUCCAAUAAGCCCAAAUAGCAAAGAGAAAUAAAAAAAUGCAUGUAAAAAAACACCUUGGGCCUUAAGAGGAUAACGAUGGUUUGUUCUGUAGACUAUCGGAAAAAUAUUUGCUUAAAGGGGCUAAUAAACUUGACCUUAAAAUGGUGUUUAAAAAAUUAAAAACUGCUUUUAUUCUAGCUGAAAUAAAACAAAUAAGACUUUCUCCAGAAGAAAAAAUAUUAUCAGACAUACUGUGAACAUUUCCUGCUCUGUUAAACAUCAUUUGGGAAAUAUUUAAAAAAGAAGAAAAGAAAUCAAAGGGGGGGGCUAAUAAUUCUGACUUUAACUGUGUGUAUAUAAAUAUAUUAUUUCCCUUGUCUCUGCUAUGUUCAAGUCAUCUGGUCAAAUUGUAUUUAUGGCAAAAAAUUUUGCAGGAAAAUAUAAUAUCGCAGUGUUAUUUUUUUGUUCCCAUAUCAUGCAGCCCUAAAACAUACAAACUCAAACUUUGUCUUAAGAGUGUUUUUGAAUUAGCAAAACAGUAGUUCUUGUUUCUUGUCAUAUAGCACUUUACUUUUUUUUUCUGUGUGGAUCCUAAUGCCCCAGUAUAUAGAUGGGGACGCUAUACUGCUCAGUGAGUGAUGUCUUACGGAUGAGAUGUUAAACCGAGGUUUUGACUCUCUGUGGUCGUUAAAAAUCCCAAAUCUGCCCCCUGGCCUCUGUCUAUCGUGGCCUCCUAACAAUCCCCCUACCAUAAUUGACUUCAUCACUCUGUCUUCUCUGCACCAAUCAGCUGGUGUGUGGUGUGCGUUUUGGUGUGUGUAUGGCUGCCGUCACGUCAUCCAGCUAGAUGCUGCACACUGGUGGUGGAUGAGGAGAUUCCCCCUCAAAAAAUGUGUAAAGCGCUUUGAGUGUCCAGAAACGUGCUAUAUAAAUCUAAUCAUUAUUAUUAUUAUUAUUAUUAUUAUUAUUAUUCAGCAUUAUCCUGAAUAAAAGCAAGUCUGUGAGCUUUCAUAGACAACAGAAUAGAUCAGUCAUUUUAUUUUACAUUAAAAUCUUUAAUUUUUAUGCAUUGAAUUUAGAAUCAGAAAGCUUUAUUAUCGAGUCUGUCUAUACAUGCGUGAAAUUUGUGUGACCUUAUUUUUUUAAUUUUUUAUUUAUUUAUGACUUUCAUAGCAAAUUACAGUAAAAAAAGAUGACAAAACAAAAAUAUAUUUCUAAUUAAAGUAUAAAUAAUAUCAACUUAAGCACACACAAUGAGAGAAAAAAACAAAACAAACACAUACCAACAAAUAGAAAUGUAAAUAAUAAUAAUGUGGCUUAACAAAAAACUACAAUUGUAUAAUCUGAAGCACACAAUACACUCUACUUUGCACUUAGGAAAGAAAGAAAAUCAAUUUGCUGGAACAAUAACUUGGUCUGUAGUUGACAAUAAAACAUGUUCUUGGAUAUAUUUCCUAAAUGGGUCCCAAAUUUUCUUAAUCUGGUUAGAUGAACCUCUAGACCAGUGUUUCCCAACCCUGUUCCUGAAGGCACACCAACAGUCCACAUUUUCAACCUCUCCCUAAUCAAACACACCUGAAUCAUCUUAUAACAUCAGAAGAGACUCCAACACCUGAAAUGAAUGGGUCAGAUAAUGGAGACAUCCAAAAUAUGUACUGUUGGUGUGCCUCCAGGAACAGGGUUGGGAAACACUGCUCUAGACAGUCUAAUUUUUUCCAACUUUACAAAGAAGAGGACAUCACGGAUCCACUGUGUUGGGCUUGGAGGUUUCUGAUCCUUCCACCCAAGCAAUAUUAGUCGUUUGGUGUGACCUUUAUUAACAGUGUAACACAAUGACAAUGACAGGACUAAAAUGGAUAAUAAAGGAGUAAAUGGAGGAUGCAAAAAUGUUGAAGUGUACAAUUGUGAUAAGUGCAUUUUUUUUGUGAUUAUUGUAGUAUUUCUGUGACAGAAAUGGGCUUCCAUAGAUUUAAAUGAGUGUACAUGAUAAAUUAGCAUAAGUGUGUAUUUAUUGGGAGAGUUUUCAGCUUUUCCUCUUUGGUGCUGCGAGCAGAGAGCAAAGUUAGCAUGUUUAGGUCAGUCUGACGAUAGUGAUGCCGGCUUGCUUUUCUAAUGAGUGAAUGAGAACAGACAAUAACAUUACUAAUGAAUAUUAAAGUGCACAUUAUUCAACAGACUGAAGAACUAUAUGCACUACGGAUCUGACGCAAUUUACACUUUAGUGGACGACAUGCUUUCAUUUGAUCUGUUUGCAAAACACAACUCAUCUUUAUUAACAUUUAUUACAGACAGUGUGGCCUUUUUUUUGUCUUUCUCUCCUGGUUUGAGUAAUCGUUAGGGUUGUAAUCAAAAUAUUGCUCUUCGGUUUCUGCAGAAUAAUGCGCUCCGUCAUUCAGAAAACUUUAAAUGUGAUCAACAGUAGGCCUGUCACGAGAUCUAUAUUUUGCUAUAUGAUAUAUUACACCAAAAUAUAUAGCGAUAAACGAUAUUAUUGUCAUUUUAUGCCAGUCAUUAUGCCAGAAUAACAAUAUAAUAUCAUCACAAUGCAAGUGCACUCUCUAAAGAACACAUCAUAUUUAAUACUGAAGAAUAUUUCAUUUAAUUAUAGUCAUUUUAACAGUUUAAUUAUCAGGCGUUGGAAUCUGAAUGUGAAAACGCAUAUCUUAAAUAAUAACUCUUUACAAGUUAAAAGUAACAGAGGCUGCGAUAUCAGCUAGCAGGUCUAUUUUCAGCUGUUAGACACACAUGAAAAUAUACUAAAGUAAUCUAUAGUACAUACUACAGUGUUUGUUUAACCACACUGACACCUCCAAUAGAGAUGUUGCACAAUAAGCUAAAAUGUUGCUAGAAUUGUUUAUGUAUGGGCGAUUAUAUAUCGCGUCCCCAAAAAGGAUUGAGGUCAUGUCCAUGUGUUGCUUGAUAAGUCCAUAUAUUGAUUAUUGUGACAGGCCGAGGUUAAACAGUGUACUAAAUGUCUGCUCAUGUAUUGACAUUAUGGGUUUAAGAUAUUAUAGUAUUUAAUUAGCCUCUCUCUUUUUUUUUUUUUUUAAGAUUUGUGUCUACUAAUGUGGGUUGUGUGCCAUUAUUAGCAUUGUGUCAUUUGCAAAUAUUUACAAUAAAAGUGCCUCUUUGAUGGCGA
This is a messenger RNA of Danio aesculapii, 7368 nucleotides long. RefSeq names its product NLR family, CARD domain containing 3-like (gene nlrc3l). NCBI's taxonomy places the organism in Eukaryota, Metazoa, Chordata, Actinopteri, Cypriniformes, Danionidae. The transcript is spliced from 7 exons. The coding region runs from base 178 to 2592 and encodes 804 amino acids. The record is from RefSeq and is a predicted model, not a curated record.